AUGGGAAUUGGUUAUAGUAGUUGCAAUACCAACCUUGGAAUUAAUUGUCCUGAUUUUUGCUCCAGCACCACAGGUACCACUGCUCGAUGGGGACCCAUUGAAGUUUCCAUGUGCGCUGAUGAAGAGGAAGAAGAUCACACAAAAAUUUGGGGUGUGUCUUACUAUAUAGGUAAAAAAUCAAGGCAUGGUUUUCACGAUCACAAAGAUAUUUGGGGCAUGCCUUUCGAAUUAAAUAAGGGAUCAAAGCAAGGUUGUGGUUUUCAAUUGCGAGCAAAACACGACGACAAUGGUGUUGAGAAUAUAUAUUUUGCACUAUCAGCUAAUGACGAUAGCACAGAUGGGUUUAAUUUGGAUAUCAAAAGGGUUGGAAAUGAUGGUCUUCAGAAACAAAUUAACGGUAUGAAUAACAGUGGGAUAUAUAAAACUUCUAUAUGUGUCAAACAAGGUUAUUCAAUAGAGUCCACUAUUGUUUCGUUUGGUAAUUCAUACAGUGACACUCUUUUUGUUUUACAAAUGAAGAAAAGAAAGAACCAUGACAAUGCUUACAUGGCAACUAUGGCACACUAUUAUGUUACUAAAGAGGUUGGUCUUUCCGUUGCGGCAAAAAUUUACCUUUGUAAAGGAAAAGGUUUUGCUGUUGAAGUGAAAGGUCCAUUCAAAGACCCAAGUGAUGAUUUGCGUCGAGUUAUAGCUGAAACCUGUCGGACUGGUAUAUGGUCUCCUGAAGCAAAGUCUAGUUCAUCCUUUAAGAACAAUGACACUGCAGGCCAAUUUGUUAAUCAUGCUUCUAGUUCGAACAAAGGUCUUAUUAAUUCAAAUGGAUACACUAGAGGUUCCCUAAACAAUUCUAUCUUUAAAAAUUGUAGAUUUUCGUAA
Messenger RNA from Lathyrus sativus (Indian pea), 876 nucleotides. Lineage: Eukaryota; Viridiplantae; Streptophyta; Magnoliopsida; Fabales; Fabaceae. The record is from the annotation of a GenBank genome assembly.